This is a messenger RNA of Melanotaenia boesemani (Boeseman's rainbowfish), 2860 nucleotides long. RefSeq names its product heterochromatin protein 1, binding protein 3 (gene hp1bp3). Gene Ontology annotation, cellular component: nucleosome; nucleus; chromosome. Lineage: Eukaryota; Metazoa; Chordata; Actinopteri; Atheriniformes; Melanotaeniidae. The transcript is spliced from 13 exons. Gene Ontology annotation, biological process: nucleosome assembly; heterochromatin organization. The record is from RefSeq and is a predicted model, not a curated record. The coding region runs from base 134 to 1981 and encodes 615 amino acids. Gene Ontology annotation, molecular function: nucleosome binding; DNA binding; structural constituent of chromatin.
GUGACGACGCACGUUAGCAACGGUCCAAGCUGGGCGGGGCUCGUUAACUGAGGAAUCGAAAUAAAGGAUCGUGCAGAAAUCUACUCGAUAGUAUUUCACUUUUUCACGAUAAGUUAAAGGUCGGUCUACUGUGAUGCCAAUUCGCCGAGCACCAGCGACUCCUACACAGGAGAAGGCCCCCUCCGCGGCUGCAGAGAAAGAGCCAGAAGCUCCCUCAGAGGAGUCGCCCCCUGCUGACGAGGAGGAGGCAGCAUCUUCAGCAGCAACAGCUGAUGGUGAGGAGGGUGAGACUGCAGGCGAUGCAGAGCCCAAGGAGAAUGGAGAAAAGGCUGAAGAAGGAGCCUCUGAAGAGAAAGAAGAAGGGACUCCAAAAAAAGAUGACAAAUGCAAGGACUGCGCGGCUGGACAGUGCGCAACACACUGCUAUGUUCUCCUACUAAGGAUGAAGGAUGGCUACAAGUAUGAGAAAUCCAAAACCAAGAAGGUGAAACGGACGAUCCCUGCGUGGGCUAGCAUCACUUCAAACAAAAACAUUCCCAUUACCAACUUUGCAGGCACACAGAACAAAGUGGAUAACAUCCUUAUUGAAGCUAUAACGUCUUCUAAUGAUAGGACAGGGGUUUCUUUCCAAUCUGUCAUGAAAUAUAUGCUGAAAAAAUAUCCAGGGAUGGAGCUUAACAAGAAGAAGUUUCUCAUUAAGAAAGCCAUGAAGAAGCACUUGGAGAAGGGCACCAUCAAACAGCUGAAGGGUAAAGGUCUUUCAGGAACAUUUGCCGUUGGAAAGCAGCCUCCCCAGUCUAAGAAAGCUGGUCAGAAGCAGGAGUCUCUGGGAGAUGCCCUUCCCCUGAUCAUCACUCGGCUGUGUGAGCCAAAAGAGGCCUCCUAUAACCUGAUCAAGAAAUACCUGGAGCAGCACUUUCCCAGCCUCAACAUCGAAAACAGGCCAGAUAUCCUGAAGUCAGCCCUGCUGAGGGCAGUAGAGAAAGGACACCUGGAGCAAAUCACUGGGAAAGGAGCCAGAGGGACUUUCCAGCUGAAGCGCACUGGCAACAAGUCUCAACUGAAGGGCAGCACCGUGGAAGACGCAAUCACAGUCGCUAUCACAGCCAUGAAUGAGCCUAAAACCUGCAGCACCACAUCACUUCGCAGAUAUCUAAUAGAUUCCAACAAGGAUAUGAGGGAGAAUCUGUUAGUGGCCAACCUGAGAAGGACGCUGAAAAAGUGCAAAGUGCUCGGCUGGAUGGAGCAGAUCACUGGUCAUGGCUUCACAGGGACCUACCAGCUUUCCUUCCCAUUCUACCCAAGUCCUACCACCCUCUACCCUGACAAGUUUAAAGACAUUCCAAAGAAGCCUGCCAAACGAAGGAAGACAGUUGAAUCUUCAGAUGAAGAGUCUGAGGAAGAGUCUGAAGAGGAGUCCGAGGAGGAGUCUGAGGAUGAGGCUCCCCGUAAGAGGAAAUCACAGAAGAGGCCUCCACCCAAGGCUCGUCGACCUCCUCCAACCAAGAGAUCCCGGAGCAGCAGUCAGUCAAAAGCUAAAGGCCGGGGACGUCCACUUGCAAAGAAGUCUCCCGCCAAGAAAGCAGCUUCAUCAGCCAGAAAAUCAGGGAGGAAACAGUCAGCACCCAAGAAGGAAGCUGCAGCAACACCUAAAGCAACACCUAUCAAGAGAGGUGCCCCUGCAAGAAAGCCCAAAACACCAGCUGUUAAAAAGCUCAGCAAAAGGGGGUCUAAGAGACUUGUGUCCAGAGAAUCAUCCCCCAAGGAGGAACCUACUGAAAGGGCGACACCAAGGAGCAGGUCCAAACCAUCUGAAUCUGAAGAAUCGUCUCCUGAAGAGCCCGUGGUUAAAAAGCAGGCAACCAAAAGUGGAUCCAAAAGGCCUGCACCAAAGGUAUCACCCGCUGAGGAACCUAAAGUCAAAAAAGAGGCGAAGAGCAGCAAGAAGUCCGCUCGAAAGUCAAAGAGGGGGAGAAACUGAACCUAGGAGCACCUUCUACAAACUGGGCUGUGCUGAAUUUACAGCAGUCUGCAGCUUUGUUUCAGUGCUCUAUUUUUAUUGUGUUCUCCCUUUUUUAAAGGGGAAAUAGUUUAGUUUUUAUUUCUAUUGUAGAAUGAGAACAUUGUCCUACAAGUUACAUUAGCUGUACUUGGAGAGUUUCAGAAAUUUCUUUUUAAUUACAAUGCAUAGAAAAGCUUGGUUAGUGUUGCCGUUGAAGCUGCCAGAUUGGGAAAGCAUAGCAAAUUCCAACAUACUGUAAUUAGCCACGUAGUGAUUUCAAUUUUAUAUGUUCUUCAUCCAUCAUAAGUUCUGGCUGCACACUUCCUAAGCUCAAGUUAAAUGAGAUAUCAGUGUUUUGGGAUGAAGAAGCUGUUUUUAAGAGUUUAAAUGGAAGUUGGAGUUAAAUGUUGCCAGUGUUUCUUUUAAAAGACAGAAUUUAAGGCUUUUGUCCUGUGUUAUGGGACAAAAUUACAAAACUUUAAACAUGCAGUACUGUAUCAGAAUCUGAAACAUUAUCCCAAUUUCUUUUGUUUAUUAUUAUUGUAAACAUUAACUUAAAUUUGAUUUCCUUCUUUAAAAAGGAUCCCUAGAAAAGCCUGCAGGAGCCAUGUUGAGAAUAAAGUGGAGGGUGAAAUACGUAUUCAAGUCUUUGAGGGAAAACAGUCUCAAUGUGUGUGUGUGUGUGUGUGUGUAUGCGAACAUAAAGAUUGAACUAACUGAGUCACAGCUGUCACAAGUUAUAAGAAACAUGUGUUGUGAAUAAGAAAUAGGAUAACAGCUCAUACAUACCCUGCAUGCAUGUAUUCCUUGUGUUGUUAAGCUUUUUUCCAAGUCAUUAAUAAAAUGGCUAUAUUUGUA